Messenger RNA from Rhizophagus irregularis DAOM 181602=DAOM 197198, 870 nucleotides. RefSeq lists its product as uncharacterized. The record is from RefSeq and is a predicted model, not a curated record. Gene Ontology annotation, cellular component: Golgi membrane. Gene Ontology annotation, biological process: protein N-linked glycosylation. Gene Ontology annotation, molecular function: glycosyltransferase activity. NCBI's taxonomy places the organism in Eukaryota, Fungi, Glomeromycota, Glomeromycetes, Glomerales, Glomeraceae.
AUGCCUUAUUAUAAAUCUAUAAGAUCUCCUAUACAAUCAAAGCAAAGACCUGAAUUGUUUUAUUGUGCUUUAAUAUUCGUCGUUGCUGUAUUUAUAUCUUUUAUUCUUUUGGAUUUGAUUUAUCCGUUUCCCGAGUCUGUCAUAUCAGGAGAUCCUUGGUGGAAACAUAAUCAUAGAAUAACUAUCGUCACAGUUAUAAACAACGUAAAUGACAUCGAUAUUGCCAUGGUUGAUACUGAAAAAGAAGUGAAUAAUAAUAACAUAUCUACGAGUAUUCGAAAUAAAAAGAAUUAUUCUGAAAAGUAUGGGUAUAAAUUUGUUAUUAAGGGAAUUGAAGAUUGGGAUCGAGAACCGUCUUGGGCCAAUAUACCAGCUUUAUUAAAAACUAUGAAUGAAUAUCCAAACUCUGAUUGGCUAUGGUGGAUAGAUUCGAAUUUAUUCAUUUCGAAUCCUUCUAUUAGCCUUACAUCAACUAUACUUCAUGAUAUUACAUUAUCACCGGAAUAUGAUAAUAAAGAAAUUAUAAUCGGAAAUGAUUGUUUUGGUAUUAACACAGCAUCAUUUCUCAUACAUAAUUCACAUUGGUCUAGAAAAUUUUUGAAAACCGUUUAUAAUCCUAGAUUAUUCAAAGAUUUUAAAUAUGAAGAAACUGUAAUGCAAGCUUUGAUCGAUUUUGAAGACAUUGAAGUGGGUUCAAGAAUUUUAUUUGUCCCUUUGAGAACUUUGAAUUCUUUACCAUUAAAUAGUAGUUGUGGUAAUGAUUAUCGCUAUAAGUGGCAUAAAGGUGAUUUUGUUGUGAAUUUAGCUGGAUGUGAAGUACAAAAAGAUUGCGAAAACCGAUUCAAGGAAGUCAUGGAUUGCUUAAAAUAA